UUAGCCCAAUCAACAACCACUCCAUCUGGGCUUGAAACCAGCUGUGGAUGCAUGGAUCAUAUUGAAAGGGUUCUGCUAAAAGCUUAAAGCCUUUCCCAAAAUACAGAAUCUGAGGAUGACGUUGGACCGUAUCCCUUCAACCCAUGACUCAAAAAGACCUCCAAAAUUAAGCUCAAGUGCAGUCACAAAAUCUUCGAUUGACCAGCCAUACCCAUGGCUUCUGCGAUUUCUGCUCCCACAUAUUUGUAUUCAUCAUCAUUGAGAAAUAGAAAACCCACCCUCUACAGAGUCUCUACUACUGUAAUUCGAAGCCCCAAAACCACAAAUUUUCCUUCCUCUACAUGCCUUCCUCAACUGGGUUUUGGUCAUUUUUCACCAUGGAACGGUCUAAGGCACCUGGGUAUCUCAAUCUCAUCACAAUCCGUAAAAAUUGAAAGGAAAGUAAAAUGUAAAGGUAAGGGUGUGUUUGCGUCUCUAUUUGGAGUUGGGGCUCCUGAAGCUCUGGUGAUUGGAGUGGUUGCUUUGUUGGUUUUUGGUCCCAAAGGUCUUGCCGAGGUUGCUCGGAAUCUAGGGAAAACUUUGCGUGCAUUUCAACCUACAAUCAAAGAACUUCAGGAGGUUUCAAGGGAAUUCAAGAGUACACUUGAACGAGAGAUUGGUCUUGAUGACAUUCAAAGUUCAGUAGAAAAAUCAUUCAGCUCAACCACAACUAACACUACAUCGAGCCCUUCAUCGAUUGCAACCUCUGAAGAUUCUCGGAUAGAGGCCAACUCUACAGAUGGUUCCCCAUCCCCAAACAAAGCAUACUCGAGUGAAGAGUACUUAAAGAUCACAGAAGAGCAGCUGAAAGCAUCUGUUGCUCCGCAGCAGACAGAAACAGCCUCCAUUGGAGACAGCCAGACUGAACCUCAAAGUCAGUCGCAAGAUAUCAUUCAAGAAUCUGCUGCUGUGAUGCCUCUGUCUCCCACGAAGAAGACUGAGAGUGAGAUAUGAAACCUCAUUAGGAUUUUUUUUAGCCAAGAAGAUAAAAGUAGCUUAGAGUCUGGUUUCCUUCCAAAUGGUGAUUAUUGGCUUAUUGUCUGAGAUGUCUUCGAAAUGCCCAGUCUUAGAUUUGAACCUUAACGAGUUCAGGCUGUUUCCUGUAUCAAAUGUACCGUGUAACUUUUGUAUAAUUCAGAACCAAUGCAAGAGAGGAAUUCCCCAUUUUCGCUUACGACAUACAG
Ilex paraguariensis (yerba mate) is the source of this 1223-nucleotide messenger RNA. Lineage: Eukaryota; Viridiplantae; Streptophyta; Magnoliopsida; Aquifoliales; Aquifoliaceae. The record is from the annotation of a GenBank genome assembly.